Emys orbicularis (European pond turtle) is the source of this 4347-nucleotide messenger RNA. RefSeq names its product nesprin-1-like. Gene Ontology annotation, biological process: nuclear migration. The transcript is spliced from 31 exons. Bases 1 to 4347 code for a protein of 1448 amino acids. Lineage: Eukaryota; Metazoa; Chordata; Testudines; Emydidae. The record is from RefSeq and is a predicted model, not a curated record. Gene Ontology annotation, molecular function: actin filament binding. Gene Ontology annotation, cellular component: meiotic nuclear membrane microtubule tethering complex; nuclear outer membrane; cytoplasm.
AUGGCUCGUUACAAAGAUGCUAGUGGCAAAAAGGUUACGUCGUUAAAUUUGGUGACCGGAUUCUUUCAAUACCAGCUGGAUGAGCAAGAGGCAGUGCAAAAGAGGACUUUCACAAAAUGGAUCAACACUCAUUUGGCCAAGCGCAAUCCCCCCUUGGUGGUCAAUGAUCUGUUUGAAGAUAUCAAAGAUGGGGUUAUGCUACUUGCUCUUUUGGAGGUUCUUUCUGGUCAGAAACUGCCCUGCGAGCAGGGACGUCAUCUGAAGAGAAUCCAUUGGGUGGCUAAUAUUGGCUCUGCCCUUAAGUUUCUAGAAGGAAGGCGGAUUAAGCUAGUCAACAUCAAUUCAACUGAUAUUGCUGAUGGUAGGCCUUCUAUUGUACUUGGCUUGAUGUGGACCAUAAUUUUAUAUUUCCAGAUUGAAGAGCUGACAAGCAACCUUCCACAGCUGCAGUCAUUGUCUAGCAGUACAUCUUCUGUGGACAGUGUCGUCAGCUCUGAGGCUGCAAGUCCACCAACAAAACGGAAGGUAGUAACCAAAGUUCAAGGAAACGCUAAGAAGGCUUUGUUAAAGUGGGUGCAGUACACAGCAGCAAAGCAGGCUGGAAUUGAAGUCAAAGAUUUUGGACGAAGUUGGAGGAGUGGUGUUGCCUUUCAUUCAGUUAUUCAUGCUAUUCGUCCAGAGCUAGUGGACAUGGAGAAAGUGAAAGGAAGAUCUAAUAGGGAAAACCUAAAUGAGGCCUUCACAAUUGCAGAAACAGAACUAGGAAUCCCAAGACUUCUUGAUCCUGAAGAUGUGGAUGUUGACAAGCCAGACGAAAAGUCUAUCAUGACCUACGUAGCACAGUUCCUGAAACACUAUCCUGAUCUUCAUAAUACAACUGAAAUGCAGGAGAAUGAUGACACACUUCAAGCAAUCCCAACUUUUUCCAUUAUUAUUCCUAAAUUAAAAAAAGAAGAUAGACUGAUGCUGAGAGACCUCAAAGUUUGGGUAGAACAGUUCGAAAGGGACCUGACCAGGACACAGAUGGUAGAAGCAAGCUUACAGGAAAAAUACCAGUCAUUUAAACACUUCCGAGUCCAGUAUGAAAUAAAGAGGAAACAGAUUGAACUUGUAAUCCAGUCUUCACGUAAAGAUGGUAAAUUAUCACUUGAUCAAGCUAUGGUGAAGCAAGCUUGGGACAGGGUUUCUUCCAGGCUACUAGAUUGGCACAAAUAUCUUGAUAAAUCUCUUCCUGCGCCUUUGGGUACCAUAGGUGCCUGGCUUUACAGAGCAGAGGCUGCCGUUAGGGAAGAAAUAAUUGUCCAGCAAGCUCAUGAGGAAACAGCUAAUACGAUACAUCGGAAGCUUGAACAGCAUAAGGACCUGCUUAAAAACCUAGAUGGUCACAAAAAGGCAUUCCAAGGGAUCCACCGGGCUAGGUCUGUUAAUGGAGUCCCUGUUCCACUGGAGCAGUUAGACGAUAUGGCAGAGAGGUUUAAUUUUGUUGCAUCUACGUCUGAACUCCAUCUGUUGAAAAUGGAGUUUCUGGAACUGAAAUACCGUCUGCUGUCACUGUUAGUCCUUGCAGAAUCGAAGUUAAAAUCAUGGAUUAUCAAAUAUGGAAGACGAGAGUCGGUAGAACUACUUCUACAAAAUUAUAUUUCUGUUAUUGAAAACAGUAAAUUCUUUGAGCAGUAUGAAGUUACAUACCAGAUCUUGAAAAGGGCAGCUGAGAUGUAUGCCAAAGCUAAUGGCUCAGUGGAAGAAGCAGAGAAUGUGAUGAAAUUCAUGAAUGAAACAACAGCCCAGUGGAGGAACCUGUCGGUAGAGGUGAGAAGUGUGAGGAGCAUGUUAGAAGAAGUGAUUGCUAACUGGGAUCGGUAUAGCAGCACUGUGGCCAGUCUGCAGGCGUGGCUGGAGGAUGCGGAAAAAAUGCUGAAUCAGCCUGAACAUGCCAAAAAGGAUUUUUUCCGACAUUUACCUCAUUGGAUCCAGCAGCACACAGCCAUGAAUGAUGCUGGUAACUUUCUUAUUGAAACUUGUGAUGAGACUAUUUCCAGAGAUCUUAAACAACAGCUGCUGCUACUAAAUGGAAGAUGGAGAGAGUUGUUUAUGAAAGUUAAGCAAUAUGCUCGGGCAGAUGAAUUUGACAGAAUGAGGAAGGAAUACUUGGAUGGUGUUGCCACAUUGUCUACCUUUGCUGAUGGCACUAAUGGAAAAUUUUCUGUGCCUGUUGAAGUGUCCUUUCUAAAUGUCAAGAUGUUUGUCCAAGAUUUGGAGGAUAUUAAACAGAAGGUGCCUGUGAUGGAAGCUCAGUACAAGAUAAUUACAAGGACAGCACAGCUUGUUACAAAGGAAAUUCCCCAAGAAGAAGUCCAUGAAAUGCUUGCAACUAUGACAGGGAUCAAAGCACAGCUAAGCAAGACUAAGGAGCGUUGUCCUGUCCUGCUCUAUGAAGCUCAGCAGCUGCUGUCUCCUCUGGAAGAAUUAGAAAAGCAAAUUACAUAUUUUUAUGAGUCUCUUGAGAAAGUCAAUGAAAUAAUUUCUGCCCUAGAUCCUGAAGUGCAACCUGCAGCUGUUUUUAAACAAAACCACCAGGAUUUGGUAGCAUACCAAGAAAACUGCAAGAAAGCUCUGUCCCUGAUUGAGAGAAACAGUCAGGGCAUUCUGAAGUUUGUGGCUUCGAGUAAGGUGUUACAACAUUUCGAUCCAUUGAUGCUUCAGAAGAAGGUCACAGAGAUCCAGGUUGCUUUUCAGGAUAUGGUCAAGAAGACUGGUGACUGGAGAAAAAAUGUAGAAGCAAAUAGCCGUUUGAUGAAAAAAUUUGAGGAGUCCAGGGCAGAACUAGAGAAAGUGCUACAAAUUGCCAAUGGAUGCCUAGAAGAAAAAGGAAAUCCCGAAGAACUUCUCAGGAAACAUACUGAGUUUUUCAGCCAGUUGGACCAAAGAGUGCUUAAUGCCUUCCUGAAAGCUUGUGAUGAACUUACGGACAUCCUUCCUGAGCAAGAACAACACAGUCUGCAGGAAGCUGUUAGGAAACUCCAUAAGCAGUGGAAGGAUCUCCAGGCAGAAGCCCCCUAUCAUUUGGUCCAUCUGAAGAUUGAAGUGGAGAAAAGCAAACUCCUAGGCACAGUGGAAGAGUGUAGAUCUGAACUUGCUAGAGAGAACAAGCUGGUAUCCAGCAAGGGCAGUGAAAAGAUCAUCAAAGAGCACAAGUUUUUCUUCAGUGAUAAGGGACCCUAUCAGUUGUGUGAGAAAAGGCUGCAGCUGAUUGAAGAACUGUGCCUAAAACUCCCAGAAUGGGAUCAACUUAAGACUACAUCAGAAAGCAGCCAAGAAACCCUCAAGGAACUUAAAUCCCAGAUUGAUAGCACCUAUGUGAAGCUAAAAGAGAAUCCUGACAAAUGGAAGGAGUACAAUAAUAGAAUUUCUGAAUUAGCAAGUUGGAUUUCAUCAAAGGAGAGUGAGCUAAAGAAGAUGAAGCAUGAUGUCAAUGAUACUGCCAAAUACAAACAAUUUAAAACAGCCACGGAGAUAAUCCAACAAGAUAUCAGCAAACAAGGAGAAAAUGUCAACUGGCUGAAAUCUAGACUUGCUGUCCUGACUGAGGUUUCUGCCGAGAAUGAAGCCAGAAAGAAAGAGAAUGAGCUAUCUAAACUUUCUAGUGACUUCAAGGGACUCCUACAUUUGCUGGCUGAGAUUGAGAAGAUGUUAAGCACUGUUGGGGAUUGUGUCCAAUACAAAGAAGAAGUAAAAAGUGCCCUAGAAGAACUAAUUACCAACUCAAAAGAAGCCCAAGUAGAGGCUGAAAAAAUCUUAGAUACAGAAAGCUUAUUACAGGCUCAACAACUGCUUCUGCAUCAUCAGCAAAGGACAAAGAGGCUCUGUGCAAAGAGGCAAGAUGUUCAACAGCAGAUUGCACGAGCUAAGCAGCUGCAGAUCGAAGGAGGACUGCCUAGCACAGUGCAAGAAGAUUUACAGAAGCUGGAAGGUACAUUAGAAAACAUGCAGCAGAAUAUGGAGAAACGGGAAGAAAAAUUACAGGUCACAGUAAACAAAUGGGAACAGUUUGAAAGAGACAAAGAAACAGUAGUCAAAUAUCUUAAGCAAGCAAGCUCUGCACUUGAACGCAUCUUAAGCUUUAGCAGUUUAGAGAGCCUCUCAUCAGAACUGGAUCAGACAAAGGAACUUUCUAAACAGACAAUAGCCAUUGCAGCACAGGCUGAGAAUCUUGUGAAGAACUCCUCUGAGAUACAGCUGGGCUCAAAGAACAAGCAAUCCCUUCAACAGCAGGCAAAGUCAAUCCAGGAACAAGUGAAAAAAGUGGAAGUUACCCUUGAAGAAGAGUAUGUUCUUAACAAGUCCUAG